GGCUCUUCUUUGAUUUCCUCUUUUUUGCCGAACUCUCUCUUCCUCUCGGCCACAGUGUGAGGGUUUUGUGACGAUACAUUCGAUUGCACGAGCGCGUCCACACACUUUCACUCACCGACCAAGUAUAGCAAAGUCUCCGCUUGAGAUACAGCCUUUUUUUUCAUUGUUUGUUUGACGUAUCAUGUUGUUCAAAUCAUGAGUAAAUCCUCAUUAGGCACAAACCGUACCGGUGACGACGACGCGCCUGCCGAGGCACACACAUGGGAGGAGCUUGCCGAAUAUGAGCGGGGAGAGGUUAUACUCCGCUUACUCCGGCGCAUCACCGGGACGUGCCUGCGCAACGAUCGCUUGCGCGUUCUUGAGCGAGAGGAGUGGGUGUGCAGCGGCACCAGCUCCGACGAUGCGUUGACGUGUACGCAGCAUCUGCUGCUCUUUGGGCACGUGCGCCACCGACAUCGUGAGGCGCUCCUCGCUCUCAUUCGUCAGAUGCGCCUGCACGCGGUGCGGGACUUGGACACGUCGGUGACGAUUGGCCUUCAACCCGGCGAUGCCGUUCCUUACGUUUUGCUGGAGCCGCUCUCACCGUCGCCGCAGACGGACGGUUACAUCCGCUGGAACCGCGUGUACUGCGCCAUGCGGUGCGGCAUUCUGCAGAAGCUCCGCGCGAGAGAAGAGAAGAUUCGACACCGCCUGCGGGAGCUCGUUCAAGAGACGGAUGCUACGUCAUCGAAGCUGCCCUUCGCCGCUGCCGCUGCGCACUCUUCUUUGUCUGCAGGUGAAGGCGGCAGCGUCUCAACGCCAGCUGAAACGCUCCGCUUCUACACCGAGGAGUUUGGUCAGCUGUUCACAAUGGAUGAUCCACCGGGAGCAGAUGGAGCGAGUGGAAAUGGGGCCCGCUCACCUGUUGAUGCUAACCACAAGCGGGCCAAACAAUUUCUCCCGGUAAGUGAGUUCAUGGCUGCCACGAAAGCGUCGCAGGUUUCCUUGGUCCAGCUCGCCGCCAGUGUUCCUACUGUCCUCGUCGCGUGGUCUGCCCGCUACCCGGAGUGUGUGGCGUGGCUGCGCCGGGAACUGUUCGACGACACGCACCUUAAGGAAAUACGCAGCGCCACCGGUCUUUCGGGUCGUUUCGCGGUGCUGAUGGACAAGGAUCCGUGGGUCAGUUUUGCCGAAUCACACGGGGGUAUUCUGCCUCGCCUUCCCACGCUGCGCGCAGGCUUUAGAAUUGAACUGCUGCAGCCGCUGCCAAAACGUGCGCAGAUCGUGCUGUUGAACAUGGACAAGGACACGGAGGUGGCGCGGACCACCCUCGAAAAGCUUCGAAGGCGACUCAGCGGCUGGGUGAGUCCUGAGGUCGAUUUGCUGUCCUUGUGGUCCGGUCCGAAAGGGCUGCAAUCGGAGCUGGCGACGCUCUUCAACGUGCAGACGCUGCCGUUUGUCGUGCUGACUCGCCCCGGGCAGCUUCCUCCGCACGCUACGAUAGGAAGUAAAAGCUCCACACCCCACACCACUGCCAACACCGAUCCCGCACGAACAUCGCCCGUGCCGGUCAUCGUGGACGUGUCCUGCGAUCCGGUGCAGGUGUCCAAGCGGCUUUACGGCGUUCCUGACACACCGCGCUCCAGCGGGGCGGCUGCAGACAACACCUGGCACCGCCUCGCUCCAGCGGAGCGUGCGCGCAUUGUACAGCGUUGCGGCGCCUACCUCGUCCAGCAGCGCCUCCCGCUGUACUUCACCGCCACCGUCACCCGCGACUACGUCCUUCGCGACUCGACGGCAACAGAUCCAUGGCAGGCGGUACGCGACACAGCCAGCUCGCACGUCUGCGUCCUUGGCGAAGUCAUCACCACACACGACAUCCAACCGAUCCUGGCCGAGCUGCGAGCGCUGGCGAAGCUAAGAGACUUUGAAUGGGGCGUGCGACUGAUCGAGCGUUCGGCCCCCUUGCUGUCCUCUGUGGAUAUGACAACGCCGCAGCGUCUGCUGAAGGGUGAGAUGCGGUGCGUCACGUGUUCGAACUGCCUCACACGGCUCUUCGUGGACACGGAGGCGCAUGUGCGGUGUCUGUGCUGCAGUUCCACCAACAGCAACGACGGCGCCUUCUGCGAGAAGUGUGCCUUCACUCUGCGCUGCCACACGCCGCACCACUUUCUUCUUCGCAUCCCAGCAGGUCAGUGGCGCCCGUCGCUGUCGCUGCUUUGGGGUCCGUCGAACGUGGUGCCACUUGAUCUUUUCAUGGACCAUUUUGUGUCAAAUAUUUCAGACUACCACUACGGCGUGUACUGCGAUCGUUGCCGCGGUAUGAUCCGCGGAACUCGUUGGAAGUGCGCCGUGUGUUACCAGUACGACUUGUGCGACGCCUGUGCACGAGCACGACGUGCAGCAGUUCCUGCGAUCGCAAACGGCGAUCGGGGCACAGAAGCGCCCCCAGCGCCGUCGCCAGUCACGGAAAGAAAAAUCGAUGGCGAUGCGGUGCCGGCUCAACACGACGACGCAACGCACCCAAUGAUUUACAUCCCCUUUGCACAGGGAUCGCAGCACGACAAGUUUUUAAAGCAGGCGUGUGUCGGUUCAUUACAGGAGUGGCUGGAUUCAGUCCACAGGUGA
Messenger RNA from Leptomonas pyrrhocoris, 2607 nucleotides. RefSeq lists its product as hypothetical. The coding region runs from base 196 to 2607 and encodes 803 amino acids. Gene Ontology annotation, molecular function: zinc ion binding. NCBI's taxonomy places the organism in Eukaryota, Euglenozoa, Kinetoplastea, Trypanosomatida, Trypanosomatidae. The transcript has a single exon. The record is from RefSeq and is a predicted model, not a curated record.